AUGGAACUGAGGCUUCCUCAAUAUACCUAAUUUUUUAUAACCAUCAACAGUAUGGUGAGUGACAAGGUUAUUAAUAAACAGUAAAAAACUGAAUUAGAAUAAAGCAUUUUAAGAAAAGAGAAAAACCUAAUGGAGAUUGUUAGCAAAUAUGGGAGCAAAGACAUGUAAAAUAAAUACAGAAUAUCCGAAUUAGGGAAUAAUAAUUUCGUGAAAGAUUAGUUUAGUAUUCAAACCACAGAUAGAACAAAGUCUUAGUACCUCAUAUCAAAAUUUUAGAUAAAAACUAAAGUAACAAAUUUAGUGUUAGUGCCCGACAAAUUUAAUUUUAAUAAGAAUAUACAACAGUAUAGAACAAAUAAGAAGUAUUACUUGAAUUAAACAAUAAAAGUCAUUAUGUCCCUUCAUUCUGCAACUGAUUGAGUAGCUUGACACAAUGCUCUCAAUACAUACGACAAACGGAGGACAUUUAAUUCCUACUGAUGCCUAGAAGUUAACCCAAUUAAGGGAUUAAAUUAACUAGAAUUUGGGAAUCCAAUACGAUUAAGAAUUAGAUAAUGAAUCCUCUGUAAGCUGUAGAAAUGCUAGUGAUUGUGUUAGAGUAAUAUAGGAGUAUUAAGAUGAAAAAUCGGAUUAAGUAGAUACUAGUGUUCAGUUAAAAUGUAAAUAUUAUAUUCAAAUAAUGAAUUAAAUUAAAUAAACUUAUGCUUAAUUAAAAGUAUAAAAUAAUUCAUAUAUUUUAGAGUCUAUUUUUGGGUAGUUUACAUACACUUUAUUUACUUAUGUAAGAGGAAUUGUCAUACAAUAACUUAGUAAACGUUGUUAAGUCACUGAUUAAAGAAUUGACAGAUUCAGAUGAGAUAUACUUUUUGAUUAAAAGAAAUGAGGAGUGGGAUUUCUAUUCUACAGAGAAAGACUCUAUCAAAUAGAUCGAGAAAGAGAAGCAGUAAGUAUUCUUCUUGAACUUUUCACACUUGAAACCGAACAUUAUUUAUAAUUUUAAGAAUAAAGAGAAUAAAACUGAAUUAUUGGAACAAGUAUUGGAUUUGAAUUCUUAGUUUACUGAACUAUCAUUAAUAAGAUUCAUGAAUCAGAAUAAAUAAGAGACAUUUUUCUUUUUCUAUUGGAACAAACCAUGUAGAAAUACAUUGUUAAGAAGAUUUAUCAAGUACAAUAUUUAAUAAUAUAAAACAGUGAGGCCAACGAAUACAGGUUCAAAGAUGAAGUCUUAAGCUUAACGAAUUUCUUGAUUGAUGUAAUUUUGUAAGCCAGAGUGCAAUACUUUAAUCCAGUGUAAUUUGCAGAUUAGAUUUUCGACAUAGUUUUAAGUUUUGUUGAAUCAUCUAAAUAUAUCUUAUUUGAUGAAAUUUUCAGGGCUUUGAAUCCUUAUUUUAAAAUUAAGAAGGAUCAUAUUUCAUCUGAGGAUGGGCGAUUGAAUGUACACUCUGAUAAUUCUGUGAGAAUUGAAAUGGAAUGCAGGAAUCCUAUUGCUUUAAUUUUGGAAGAGUUCUAUCUUACUAGACAGGAUCAUUAAUACAUUUACACAGGAAUAUUGAAUUUGAAAUCUAAGUAUUAGAGACAUUUGAGAUUGUGUCAUGAGAAAAUAGCAUAUUACAAGUACUUUUUAAGAUCUUCAGAUACUAUUCUAUUUGAUUUUGAUAAGAAUGGAAGACUCCUCUUUUUGAAUCACUACAUUUGGGAGACUCUCAAGUCGAAAUACAAUAUUUAAUUUACUCCGGAUAAGAGGACUCCAUACUAUAAAGAGUUGUUUUUGGAUGAAAGAAUAUUAAAGCACAUAGAUCUGGAUGUAUUUACAAUGAAAAAGAAGAAUGAGUACAUUUAGAAUGAGGAUUUCGAAAUAUUCCUGAAGGUGGUUGAUCAAGUUUAUAAAGGAUUUGUGAUAAUAUUUCAUCUAUAGGAGGGAUCAAGGAUAACUGAAUACAUUAAGAAUUUGAAAGAUGAAGAGUCGCAUUUUGAGGAUGAAAUCAAAUAAUCAAUUCAACGUUCAUACAACAAGCAUUAAACCUUUAAAUUCAUUUCCCAAUUACAAAAAUCAAACCCCAGUGUUAAAAAUUCAUAUAUUUCUUUGUUUAUACCAGAGGAAUAAUAAUCUUUGGAUAAUUUAGAACAAUAAUAUGAAUCCAAUAAUUCAUUUUAGUCCUUUACAUCCAAGAAACCGAGGUUGAGUAUUCAAAUGUUAAGCAAAACAAUCAAGGCAUUUCGUUAUUAAGCAGCUAAAUUGCGCAUAAAGUCCAUAGAAUCAGCAUUGGAGAUUGAGGAGGAUGAUGAUUUGGAUAGCUUAUAUUAAGAUGGCACAAUUGAUAAAUUAGAAUUUAAUAUUUUCUCUGUAAUUAUUUUAGAUAUAUUGAUGCAUAGUAUAAGGACAAUAUGAAAACGAAACUAGUGUAUCAUAUCAUUAAGAAGAAUGAUUGGAUUGAGAAUUACGAUAUGAAUAGGGAUGUUCUAAUGAAAUUUAUAAAGGAGGUCGAGAGAAAAUAUAACAAAAGGAAGAAUCCAUUUCAUAAUUUUGAUCAUGGUAUAACCGUGAUGCAGAGUUGUAAUUUCCUAUGUUCUUUGCCAAGAGCCCACGAAUAUAUAAGUGAGAUUGUGUAUUUUGCAACUGUGAUUUCAGGGUUAUGUCACGAUAUUUCUCAUACAGGAAGGACGAAUCAAUUUGAAAUCAAUAGCAGAAGCAAAUUGGCCACAAGAUACUUGGACAAGAGUGUAAUCUAUAUGAUUAAAUUGUUAGCCAUUGGAAAAUCAUCAUGCCGCAGUCACUUUGAAAUUGUUUAAAUAGGAUAAGUACAAUAUAUUAUAGGGGUUGAAUGCUGAGGAUUUGGCAAUUUUCAGAUAGACUCUAAUUGAGAACAUUCUAUUCACAGAUAUUAAAUAACAUUUUGGAUUAAUAAAGGAUUUUGAGUAAAGAGUGAAGGAAGGUAAAGAAAAUUCGGAGAGAGCCUUUGGAUAGGUGGAUGGUGAUGUAAAGUUGUAUACUGGAAUGAUUGUUCAUACCUCUGAUUUUAGUGGUGCUGCAAAAGUGUUUGAAUUGUCGAAGGCGUGGUCAUAGAAAGUCAACAUGGAGUUUUAAGCAUAAUUCGAUGAGGAGGGAACUCGCAAGCUUACUUCAACGCCAUUUAUGAAGGACCUGCACAAGCAAGAAAUAAUGGCAAAGAAUGAAAUGGGAUUUUUUAAAGUCAUUGUCAGACCGUUAUGGGCUAGUUUAAAUGAAUUUUAUGUAUUUUUAUGCUGGAUCAACAUUUAUAGGAUAAACAAUUACAGAAUGUUAUUGACAAUGUAGAGAACACUAUAAUUAAUUGGGAGAAGAUCUAUCACACAUACAAUGAACAAGCGAAAUAGGGUUGAACUGUAAAUUGCAUAUUUCGUUUUUGAAAUAUUUAUUUAUAUAUUUAUAAUAAAUGAGUGAGAGAAGAGAAGAGGAUACCACUCUUGUGCAAGCAGCCAUCCCAGCUGCCUUGGAAGGAGCUAAAAAGGCUGAGGAAAUGGAAAAGAAGAUAAAAGAGUAUGCAUGAUAGAAGAUAUAUUAAUUUAUAGAGAAGGUGGAUAAAAGCUUUAAGAAGCUGAGAGACAAGCAGACGAAUAGAUUGCUAAGGCAUAAGAAAUUAUAGGCUUAACUGGGAAUUAAGCUCAAGUUGCGUAGUAAAAGUCGUUGGUUGUUGCUGCCUCUUAAUAUCUGGCUGGAAGUUUGUUAUCGAUGUUAAUUCUUCAACUUGGUUUCUUCGGAUCCAUUCUUACAUUUAUUCCAUUCUUAGAAUAAUUGACAAUUAUCCUAUACCUUGUUUCCAUAUUAAUUGUUCAAUUCUGUCCAGGCUCUGUUGACAAAGUAGACAAUUAAUACAUUUAUUAGGUUCCUAAAAAUUUUGGAUUUUGCAUAGUUCACACAGCCAGCAAAAUAUUAUUGAUGAUAUACCUUACACUUCAUUUUGAAUCAAUCAAAUUCGAAUUAAUACAAUUAGUAUUUGGAAUUGUCAUUCUAUUCCUAUUGUUCCAAAUUAAGAAGGGAAUAGGUAUCCAAAAUAUUACAUUUUUUAGCUGAAAAUCAAGAUAUUGCUCUAGUUGUAAAGAAAUAAUUCUUCACAGUUUUGAUAGUAUCAGCGGUUAUUUCAGGAUUCUUGGGAUUAUUGACAAGAUCAAACUUAUUCAUUACUGUUAUUUUAAUAGUUGUGGGAGCUGGAUAUACUUAUUAUUUAUAAUUGGCUUUGUAAAGAUUCGGGGAUCACAAGUACUUGUAUUUGGACAAGAAUGACUUGUACAUGGGAGCUGCUUAAUUGGAUGCAGAUCUAUUCUUAUGGUGUAAAUUGGUUGGAUAUCAUUGCAUUAAGAGGAAUGAGCAAGGAGCCUACGUUCCAAAUUUAGAAUUUGAUGAGGAGAACAAAUAAAAGGAACCAGAAAACUAAGAAUAAAACAAGAUCUGA
Paramecium octaurelia is the source of this 4430-nucleotide messenger RNA. The record is from the annotation of a GenBank genome assembly. NCBI's taxonomy places the organism in Eukaryota, Ciliophora, Oligohymenophorea, Peniculida, Parameciidae.